AUUGAAUCACCAAAAGAAGAAGAAAUAAUGUCAAUUGUUGAAGGAGGAUCUUCCUCAAGUUCUUCACCUCACCCAACCCCAAGUAGAUAUGAGUCCCAAAAGCGAAGGGAUUGGAACACAUUUUGCCAAUAUUUGAAGAAUCAAAGGCCCCCAGUUCCUCUUUCACAGUGCAGCUGCAGCCAAGUGUUGGAGUUUCUAAGAUAUCUAGACCAAUUUGGUAAGACCAAAGUUCAUGUUCAAGGGUGCAUGUUCUAUGGGCACCCUGAGCCGCCUGCCCCUUGCACUUGUCCGCUAAGGCAAGCUUGGGGCAGCUUGGAUGCUCUUAUUGGGAGACUGAGAGCUGCCUAUGAAGAACAUGGUGGCGCCCCACAGAGUAACCCUUUUGCUUCUGCUGCAAUUAGGGUUUAUCUUAGGGAUGUUAGGGAAUGUCAAGCUAAAGCAAGAGGGAUUCCUUACAAGAAGAAGAAGAAGAAUAAGAAGAAUGUUACUUCUUCUGUUCAAAGCAAAGGAGCUGAAGAAUCAAGCUCAAGCUCCUCCACCAUCCACUUUGUGCCUUGAGCAAUUAAGCCAAAAAGAUUUAUAUAUGGGACUAGAGUGGAUGAAGGGACCAAACAAUGG
Molecule: messenger RNA, 618 nt
Organism: Cucurbita pepo subsp. pepo (vegetable marrow)
Lineage: Eukaryota; Viridiplantae; Streptophyta; Magnoliopsida; Cucurbitales; Cucurbitaceae
Product: protein LIGHT-DEPENDENT SHORT HYPOCOTYLS 10
Biological process (GO): response to light stimulus; mRNA transcription
Cellular component (GO): nucleus
Source: RefSeq, a predicted model, not a curated record